CAGCCCCCACGAAUCGCCGUAUGCGACCAUGAGUAGAGUACUUGAAAACAAUGGUCGGCCAUCUUGGAGGCUGUCUCUAGUUCUUAUUAUAGCUCAGCGGAUCCAAUUACGGGCUGCCUCUCAUUAACCGACGGGACAAAAUGCUAAAUUGUCCAGAACCGUGAUUAGAUCACAUCUCCAGUUGGAAUUCCACACACGUCACAGGACAGGGGCAAUAGCGCAAUGAGUACAGGAGGACAGGUAUCAUAUCUCGAGGAAUUUUAUUAUUUUCAUCUGAAUUAUUCGUUUCCAUUUUACUAAGGAACAAACACGACAAUGGGACUGUGCUAUAGCCUGCGUCCUAGUCUUGGCGAACCCGGUGAUACCGAGCAGCCGGCGGACACCUCUAUACCGUUACGCUCCAAGGACCUUGAUCACGAGGAUACAGAGGCAUAUAAUGACAUGUCACCUUGCCGUCGUUGUUUGUGCCACCGCAGGGGCCCUGGCAAAGGCAAACCAUUUGCGGGAGAUGCCUGUCGAGGGGACACGACUGACGGCGUGCCCAUACAGAAUGGGGGUGGUGGGGGAGCAGACCGCAGCCAGCGACAGCAAUUGUUGCAGAAAACGCUCAGCAAACAGAAAAACAGGGACAAAAAGUUAUCGGAGGAGGUCAAAAAACAGGCGAAGAAAGUCAGUAAACAUAUCGAUCUAACUCUGAAGGAGCAACAUCGGGAAUACGAGCAGAUUCAUCGUCUGCUUUUACUUGGGGCUGGAGAGUCUGGGAAAAGCACGAUUGUCAAGCAGAUGCGGAUUCUGCACGUCAAUGGCUUUAACGCAGAAGAAAAAAAACAGAAGGUCCUGGACAUCCGGAAAAAUGUGAAGGAUGCCAUUGUGACGGUAGUUUCGGCGAUGAGCACGUUAAUACCCCCAGUUCCAAUAGGUAACCCAGCGAACGAGUCCAGAAUUGACUACAUCAAAAGUAUAGCACCUCUCUCGGACUUCGACUACACAGAGGAGUUCUUUGAGCAUGCCAAGCAGCUGUGGGACGAUGAAGGCGUGAAGGCUUGCUUCGAGCGCUCCAACGAGUACCAGCUCAUCGACUGCGCACAGUACUUCUUGAACAAAAUUGAGUCUGUGAGGUCGAAUGACUACACACCAACAGAUCAGGACUUGCUUCGAUGCCGAGUUUUGACUUCAGGUAUUUUUGAAACAAGAUUUCAAGUCGACAAAGUGAACUUUCAUAUGUUUGAUGUCGGCGGCCAGAGAGACGAGAGGAGAAAAUGGAUCCAGUGCUUUAACGACGUGACGGCCAUCAUCUUUGUGGCAGCAAGCAGCAGUUAUAAUAUGGUCAUAAGGGAAGACAACAGCACCAACAGACUCCGGGAAUCACUGGAUCUCUUCAAGAGCAUCUGGAAUAACAGGUUUCUACGGACCAUUUCAGUCAUCCUGUUCUUGAACAAGCAGGACAUGUUGGCUGACAAGAUCUUAGCAGGGAAAUCCAAACUUGAAGAUUACUUCCCUGAGUAUGUUCGCUAUACAGUACCGGCUGAAGCUGUUCCAGACCCUGGAGAGGACCCUAAAGUGACCCGGGCCAAAUUUUUCAUCCGAGAUGAGUUCCUUAGGAUCAGCACGGCGAGCGGCGACGGCAAACACUACUGCUACCCCCACUUCACCUGCGCCGUGGACACGGAGAACAUCCGCCGCGUCUUCAACGACUGCCGAGACAUCAUCCAGAGGAUGCACCUGCGUCAAUACGAACUCUUGUGAUUGGUUGCAGCCCACCAUCCAGUCAGCACUCUGCCAAUCCCGGCGCAGUUUGAUUCCACUCCCAAAACACAAGGCCCUGUUACCAGGAGAACUACUGAAGCAUCACAAUGCUGUCAUUUUGUUUGCCAUUGUUGUUUUCUAUUUACUUUUCUCCUUCCUUUGUUCUUUUAUCUAUGGCCCAUCUUGACUUUAUUUUGUAGGUCUAAGCAGGGAUGGGACAUUGUGUGUGUGCCUCAUCUUUUAUUUCCAAUGCCUUUAUUCUGUUCAUUCCACUAAGCCUUUUUUUUUGUAGAUUUUGUUUGAAACUAGUCUUCUUCUUCUGUCAUUUCUGUUGUUUUGAUCUGGACCAGCUGAAGUUGUUAUGAGGGUGUGUGAGAGUUGAGGGAUCUGAUGGCUGUGAAUGCUGGUUCCUCCCAACACCUCUCUCUCUCGUACUUGAUGAAGGGGUGGGCAGCAGAAGUAUCAGGUAACUUAAUGCCGUCAAGGAAGUAUACACAUGAUGUAGCACCGUGAUAUUUAUUACUCUGUCACUUUUUGUUUAUUUUGUAUCAUUUUAUUGCAGGAUGAUGGAGAGUGAGGCUUUCAGGCUGUAGAUUUAGCAUAGAGGGGGUGGGGCUUGUGGGAGAAUAGGAGGAUGCUGGGAGUUUGAGUCCUAUGCACCUCUGGCCGUAGGAGCAGCAGCAGCUUUCUGCCACGUGUCUAGAUGGAAAGAGAAAUACCACACUCACUUUGAUUUGCCCACAGACGGUCCUUUUUACUUAGAUCCUCUUGGGCAAGAGUUCUAUCUAUAUAUAUAUAUAUAGAUUUGUUUUUGUUGAUUAUCUUGUACAGACUGCAAAAUGUAAUGUUAUUUUGUACAACUUUAUUGAGAAAAAAACUACUUGUAGAAGAUCUUUGUGCCUUGAUAAUGGCUGUACCUGUAAAUUGAGCUCUGAUGUAUGUUGUUGACUGCGCUGUACAGCUUGAUGUCAAACUCUAUCUGACAGUAGAGACUGCAGGUAGGGCGUCUCUCUCUCUCUCUCUCUCUGUAGAGGUACAUUUUUCUGGUUUAUAAAAAAGGAAAAUGUUCUUUAGUAGAAAAAAGGAGGAAAAAUUUGCGAGGGGUUAAAAAAAAAACACACGGAAAUCCUGUAUACAUUAUGCAAAUGAACCACUUACCUACCGCAGUGACCAGGUCGCAGCCAGAGACAUUGCCUUCAUCCUCCUUCGUUUUGACGGUGAACAUUUCAAUUUUUGUUUCUGAUUCUCAGCUUUAAUACAUUACAAGAUCAAUUGACGUGUCCAAAUCGCAACCUGGUGUUGUUUUACUACAGUAGGAAGCAACUUUUUAGAUAUGAAGUGUGUAUGAGAUGUAUACAUAUGCGUGCCAGUAAAUGUGUGUGUGUGUGUGUGUGUGUGUGCUUCGAAGCAUGCAUGUACUGUAAAACAUAUACACACAUGCACUCAUGCAUUGUACAUAUACAUUUUAUAUUAAUAUAUAUGUACAUAUACAUUUAUAAAGAUAUACAUAUAUUCUAUAAAUCUAUAUGUACAAUUAUACAUAGUAAUGUGUGUGCCUAUGUGUAUACAUAUUUAUGAAUGUCUAGAAUGUAUGUAUGCAUACACAUGCAUAGGCAUCAACUUCUAUAGAAUGAGAGGAGAAAGUAGUGAUCAAGUCGGUCAUGGACAUGGAGAGCCCUUCACAUUGCCACAGGUGUGAACCCAGUUAGAUGGGCUGUUCUUUACACCGAACGGCAGCUUUCAAUGUGCAAGUCUAUUCUGAGAGCGAGGGGGCAGGAGUGAUGCGUGUGUGUCAGGCCUUUAUGGAAUACGGAAAAAUAUUUUUAUUUUAAUAAAGAGGCACAUCAGAA
Messenger RNA from Oncorhynchus keta (chum salmon), 3596 nucleotides. RefSeq names its product guanine nucleotide-binding protein G(olf) subunit alpha-like. Gene Ontology annotation, cellular component: heterotrimeric G-protein complex. Gene Ontology annotation, biological process: adenylate cyclase-modulating G protein-coupled receptor signaling pathway. The transcript is spliced from 12 exons. Bases 316 to 1746 code for a protein of 476 amino acids. Lineage: Eukaryota; Metazoa; Chordata; Actinopteri; Salmoniformes; Salmonidae. The record is from RefSeq and is a predicted model, not a curated record. Gene Ontology annotation, molecular function: GTPase activity; GTP binding; G protein-coupled receptor binding.